Messenger RNA from Lichtheimia ornata, 1308 nucleotides. RefSeq lists its product as uncharacterized. The record is from RefSeq and is a predicted model, not a curated record. Gene Ontology annotation, molecular function: catalytic activity. The transcript is spliced from 10 exons. NCBI's taxonomy places the organism in Eukaryota, Fungi, Mucoromycota, Mucoromycetes, Mucorales, Lichtheimiaceae. The coding region runs from base 1 to 1308 and encodes 435 amino acids.
AUGUUGCGACGUAUUCGUUAUCCAUCGUUGGUGCAAUCAGUUACUCGACGCUUUAACAGCACCACCACCACCUCCUCCUCGGCCGCUGCCUUGCCAAAACCGCUUGAAGGUGUCCGUGUAUUGGAACUCGGCCAGCUUAUUGCAGGUCCCUUUUGUGGAUCCAUUUUGGGUUAUUAUGGUGCUGAAGUGAUCAAGAUUGAACCUCCCAAACUGGGCGAUCCUCUUCGAACAUGGCGUCACGUGGAUGAAGAUGGUGUCAGUCCUUGGUUUCGUAGCUUGGCAAGAAACAAAAAGUCUGUUUGCAUUGAUUUGCGCACUGAGCAAGGCCGAAGUAUCGUCAAGCAAUUAGCACAGGAUGCGGAUGUAUUGAUUGAGAACUUUAAGCCUGGCACUAUGGAAAAAUGGGGCAUUGGACCAGAUGAUCUCUAUGCCACCAAUCCCAGCUUAAUCUAUACGCGUAUAUCCGGAUAUGGUCAAACAGGCCCUUACUCAAAGCGCCCUGGAUUUGCAUCCGUCUGUGAAGGUAUGGGUGGUUUUCGAUACGUGAAUGGUGUUCCUGGAGAAGCACCAGUACGACCCAAUAUCAGUCUUGGCGACUCGUUAGCCGGAAUGCAUGCAGCCAUGGGUGUAUUGUUGGGAUUAAUUGGACGCAGCAAGUUGCCAGCUUCAAAGACCGGUCAAGUCGUUGACGUCGCUAUCUAUGAAAGCAUGCUCAACAUGAUGGAAAGCAUCAUUCCUGAGUAUGAUCGAAAGGGCGUGAUUAGACAACCUUCUGGAUCCACUGUUACCGGUGUCGUGCCAACAAACACGUAUCCAUGCAAGAAUGGGCAACAUGUGAUUAUCGGUGGUAAUGGUGACAGCAUCUACAAGCGUCUUAUGGGAGUGAUUGGUCGUGAAGACUUGGUUGGAGAAGAGUAUGAGACAAAUGCACACCGCGUUAAGAAACAAGAGGAAAUUGAUGGUGCUAUUUCUGAUUGGACCUCUGAAAGAACACCUGAUCAAGUCUUGGAAGCGCUUGCUGAAGCAUCGGUGCCUGCUGGAAAGAUCUAUAAUGCUCAAGACAUUGUGGAGGAUCCUCAUAUCAAUGAACGUGGCAUGAUUGAGACCGUGACUGUGGGUACACCUGAAGAUGGUCGUGGUUGGCAAGUCAAGAUCCCAGGCAUGUCGCCUGUUCUUCAUGGCACUCCUGGUGCUACCAAAUGGGCUGGACCGGAUCAUGGGCAACAUACCACAGAGGUUUUAUCCGAGAAGUUAGGUCUUUCACAGCAAGAGAUUGAUGAUUUGACUUCGAAGGGUGUAAUUCGAUAG